AUGGAAGAAGCGCUGAAAAAUCUCUUCAGUAGCGUAAAGUAUGAGGAUAUGAUUGUGGAAUGCGAUCGGCGAACCUACCAUCCUUACUCGACGAAUGCUUAUGGUAACUCGGACGAAAUCAAUCUUGUAAUUCAAAAGGCGGAUCUUAUCACGGCCACCUACGAUAGCGUGAUCUACUUGGAGGGAACGCUUACUUCAUCGGAAGCGAAGCAGUUCGAGUUGACCAACAAUGCUCCACUAUUUCUCUUCGAUGAAAUUAGAUUUACGCUGGGAGAUCAAGUGAUAGAAAUCGUGAGAUUACCCGGAAUAAACAGCGCAAUCAAGGGAUUUUGUUCCUAUACAACGGACCAAAGUAAUUGUUUAUCACAAGCAGGAUGGAGUCCCCGCAAUAAACCUCUGCAACUCCUAAACGCCAACAAGACAGCCUUCUGUGCAUCUAUACCGCUAAAACAUGUGCUAGGAUUCGCGGAAGGGUAUAAAAAACCAUUAGUCAACAUACGACAAGAACUAACAUUAAUUCGCUCAAAAACCGAUGAAGACUGUUAUAAAAGCGAAGCGGAGGUGAAAAUUAGCCUUAGUAAAGUAACCUGGAAGGUUCCAUACGUAAUUCCUAACGAUUCCAUGAAGCUGUCUAUAUACAGUAGAAUUGAUAAAAAUGUUCCGAUCCAAGUAGCAUUUCACGCUAGAGAUUUAUAUGCGUAUCCAGCAUUGCCAUCAACCCGCUCUUUGGUAUGGCCGGUAAAAAGUAGCACCGGUUUUCAACGACCUCAAUGGCUUCUGGUGGCCUUUCAGACUAAGAAACGAAACCAAAAAGGAGAGAAUGCAUCGCAGUUCGAUCAUUUAGGCGUCGAAAAUAUAAAAGCGAACAUCAACAACAGAAGAUACCCGUAUGAGCAGCAGAAUCUCUCCUUCGCGGACAACAAGUAUAUAGAUGCCUACGAAGAAUAUCUAAACUUUCGGACGCAAUACUACGAUUCUGAAAGUAGUUCUCUUCUCAGUUACGAGGAGUUUAAGAAACAACCAAUAUUCGUAAUCAACUGUACUCGUCACAAUGAAAGUAUUCAUAAUGUGGUUAUCGACUUGAAACUGGAAGUUGAAACAUCUGAAGCAUUUGCAGCCGACACCUCCGCUUACUGUAUAAUUUUGCAUGAUGUUUUAAUUGAAUACGAGCCAUUUACUAAUAUAGUACGUAAAAUUUAA
Messenger RNA from Photinus pyralis (common eastern firefly), 1200 nucleotides. RefSeq lists its product as uncharacterized. Lineage: Eukaryota; Metazoa; Arthropoda; Insecta; Coleoptera; Lampyridae. The transcript has a single exon. The record is from RefSeq and is a predicted model, not a curated record. Bases 1 to 1200 code for a protein of 399 amino acids.